This is a messenger RNA of Rotaria socialis, 4233 nucleotides long. The record is from the annotation of a GenBank genome assembly. Lineage: Eukaryota; Metazoa; Rotifera; Eurotatoria; Philodinida; Philodinidae.
AUGUCGUUAGGUGACGGGUCGUCAGAAGAAUCAUUAACAUCGUUAACCGAUGAUGAUCAACCGACUCUAAGAAAUCUAGAAGACAACGAUGAUGACGAUGAACAACAGUAUCAAUAUCAUCAGCCAGAUAACGAUCAUGAUUUCAUUCCAUUUUCUGCUCGCGGAGUCGCUCCGGAUGAACUACAAGCAACACAUAUUAAUCAUUAUCACGAUUUAAGUCGUGUAACAGCUGAAAGUCGAGAUUUUUCUAUAACACGACCAUCACAAUUUUGGCUUGCACAAAACGGUUUAAUAGCAAAUGGUCUGACGUUAAAAGAGUUACUAACGAAAGGUAAAGUUUCAUUGCCAACCAGUGAUAAAACAGGUCGAGCUAUACAACACAUCACAUUUGAUUCUUUGAUCAUCAAUGAUUUCGAAUGUCGUUUACAUACAACUAUUGAAACGCUAUCAAAUCGUAUUCGAUGGUUAUUACAAGAUAGCCGAAAAGUGUUUGGCGUUGUACAAGGCGCACGUGUACUUGUUAUAUUAGAUUUUAGUCAAGGACAAGCAAGUUUCGGACGUGGCGAUGAAUAUCAUAAACAUUUAAUGCAAUUAAUCGAGGAACAACUGAUCUAUAAGGAACAAUUAGGUUUUAUUGCCUAUGGUACUGAUGUUGAUGCUCUAUGGAAUGGUGUUCGAGAUGUUAAUACACGAGCAUUGGAUGAAUUACGUGCUUGGAUAGCUAGUUUAAAGUCAUCGUUUGGUUGUAGUGAUGACAAUUGUACACAUAUCGAUAGUACAUGUCCCAAUAAUGAUAGCAAAUGUGCGUUUAAAACGAAUAGUAGUAGUAAUUUAUUAAAAGCUUUACGUCGUGUGUCAUUGAUGUCUAAUUUCGAUACACUUUUACUUGUUGUUGGAAGUUUACCUGAUCAAAAUAUUGACGUUAUCGCUGAUUAUUUAUCACAGCUUUUUUGUGGACAAGAUGUACCACGUAUACAUGCUGUAUCUUACGAUUGUAGUCAUCAUCUUGUAAAUGCAUUACUUAAAACAGUAACUGCAUCCGCUAGUGCCUUUGCAUCAUUGGCAUCAGCACGUAACCGUACUGAACCAGCAUCAAAUGCACUGGUACCACAUAAUCCAUUAAAUGCAUUACAAAAUCUGGCCAAUGAUAUUCCCGAAAUAGUUAAACAUACUUAUCAUUGCUAUUCACAUGAUGAACCACGUCAAAUCUAUAAUAGUACUGAUAUUCGUCUUCUUGUACGAGAAAUUCAACGUGCGUAUGAACUUCUGUCACAUAUUAAUGAAAUGCGUCAUGGUGCACUUGGUUCAGCAUUGGUAUCAAUUGAAAAUGAAUUAAAUUUAGAAAUGUCUCGUUAUCCACAGUCGAAAUUUCUUCCACGUCCGCCAAAUCAUGAAGCACCGCUUCAUUUUGCUCAAAAUCUAAUUGACCAAUCAUCAAUAAUCUAUGCUCGACAACAACGUGGUUUAUCAAACACAACAUCCGGACGACCACCGUCAGCACGAUCACAAGGAAAAACAUCAAACGUUCGUUUUAAUGAUACUGUUAGUAUUGCUGGUCGAUCGGCUGCAUCAUCACACAAAUCAGCGACUUCCUCGUUAAAAAAUCGCGAUACAAGCGAAACUAAACCAACACAGUCGCUGCCUGUUUUAUCAAGUAACAAUCCAGCUGUUUAUCGUACGUCAGCCGAUUGGCUUAACCAACAUGGCCUUUUGGCUAAAAAAUUAACAUUAUUUCAAAUUCUUGCUCCUAAUGCUUAUUCGCCAUGUGAAGAUUAUAUUCCUAUACUUCGUAAAACAGUUACAUCUCAAGUUCACGAACGCGCCAUGGUACAAGUUGAUUGGCAUGAUGGAACAACAAAAAAUGUUCAUGUUGACUUAGCUGGUUUGUAUGAAUAUCAAAAACGUCUAAAAAAACUCGUAGAACUCUAUGAACAACGCAUGGAAUGGUUAUGUUCAUCGUCACGUAAAAUAUUUGGAAGUAUGGUAGAAAAUAAUAUUAUUCUACUUGUCGAUUGUUCGCAAUCAAAUCGAGACUACAUUAUACAUAUACAACAUUCCUUAAGAUUAUUACUUGAACAACAAUUAUUCGGAAGAAAAUUUUUUAAUAUUAUCGCAUUCGGAACAAAUCAUAAAGAUGGAUUAUUGAGAUUUAAACCAACUAUGGUACAACCAACAAUUGAAAAUCUUCAACAUGCUUGGCAAUGGAUAUUGACCUUGAAUUGUGGCGGUACGCGUAAUCUUCUUAAUGCUCUACGAGCAAUUUACGAAAAUGAGGAAGAACGUAAACAUCAUCUAUAUCCCGAAGGAAUCUAUUUAUUGAUAAGCGGCAUUCCUGAUCAGUCUCUUCAAGUAUGUUGUGCAUAUGUUGAAGAAUGCAAUGUUGGUAAAUCGAUUUAUCUGCAUACGAUACUAUUUAAUAUUGAUGACUAUUAUCUAUCUGAACAUGGCAUACAAAGUAAUUUAUCUAUGGCUUCGAAUGGCCGAUGGGCCAAUGCAACGAAAACAGCAGAAUUCAUGCGUGCCCUAGCAAAACAUUCGGGCGGAAGAUUCUUAUGGUUUCGUGAAACGGGUAUUAUUGAAAGUGAUGAUAUUAAAUUAUUGCAAAACGAAAUUGAAAAAGCUUGUCAAUUUUCUGAACAAGCUGCUAAUCUGGUUGAAAUGAUCAAAUCUAAACGGCGAGUUCGUGAAAGUAUCAAUUUAAAUCAAAAAUCGAUUCCGAUUGAACAAAUCGACAAAAAUUCAGGGCCGUUAGUUGUUCGUCAAACAGUGUUAAGUGCAGCCAGACAAAACAUUUUCAAUUCAAAUAGUUCGACAGAAGAACAACAUUGGAGACCAACGAGUACAAAUAAUAAUCGACGUUUAAUACCACAAUGGCCCGAUGAUAAAAUUCAUCAAGAUGCAGUUAAUUCAAGGCGAAAAAGAGAAACAUCAUUAAAACAAGAAUCCUUCUAUUUGGACAGUCAAAAUAAUUCAAAAUUUUCAAUUAUUAAGACCGAUGCAUUAAAUACAUCGACAGCACGUAAUAAAUCGAUAAGAAAAUAUUCACCGGGAAGUUUAUUACUGAUUCCAACCAACGAUGAAAAUGACACAUCACAAGCAUGGCUAAGAAAAUAUUCGCUUAUUCGAUUGAAACUGGAUCUUCAUAAGAUGGUAUCCGGGCCAGAAUGUCGUCAUGAUACAAUCACCGUUCCAAAUAUAAAACUAACAUCAUCAGCUCGAUACUGUUCCGUAUUUCCAUCGAUAAAUAUCAAAGGUAGUAUUCGUCAUUUACAAUUACGUCCGCGUGAACUCGACGACUAUCGCCAACGAAGUGAGUCUGUUCUACGUCGGUAUUUCAAGCGUAUGCAAUGGCUGCUUAAUGGAAGUCGUUUAAUAUUUUCAACCAUUGUUCAUAAACGUAUUCUUCUUCUUGUUGAUACAAGCGGCUCGAUGGAAUCCUAUAUAGAAUAUUUGAAAAAAGAACUAGCCACGCUCGUAUGGGAACAACUAUUCGCGAAUCAAGUUGAAUUCAAUUUUAUUCAAUUCAAUGAUAAUUAUCAAAUGUGGCGUGAAAAUCUUGUCCUACCAACAGAAGACAAUUGUCAUGAAGCUGUCGCAUGGAUAAGUACAUUGAAAGCAAAUGGAAAUACAUGUAGUGAACAUGUAUUAAAAUUUGCGUUUGAUUUUCAUCAUUCGAAACAGCCUAUCGAUGGUAUUUAUUAUAUAAGUGAUGGCAAACCUGAUCAUAGUACAAGUUAUCUAUUGGAACAAGUUCGUCUAAUGAAUACAAAUCAAUCGAACACAACCGAUACAAGACGUAUAUCGAUAAAUACAGUAUCGUUCUGUUGCCAAGAUAUUGAUGCAAAUAAUUUUCUGAAAAGUUUAGCACACGACAACAAUGGUCGUUAUCAUCGGUCGACAAAUAAUUCACGUGAAAUACAUUUAUUUAUGCAUCGCUUACAGCAAGAUAAGACCUAUGAUUUAGAACUUGACGACAGUCUAUUACCUGAACUUGAGAGUGAUGACAUCAAACGUUUACUGAAAGAAAUUGUCAAAGCAAGACUCUAUUUGAAACAAGCAAUUACAUUUCGUUCACUUUAUAAUCAACAACAAGAUUCAGCGAAAGACACAACGACUAGAGGCGCAGGUGGAAGCGGAGGACAACAACAGAACGAUAGUAUUCUUGUUGGACCAGCUCGUGUACCAAUGUCCGAGGCUUUUUUUAAUCGAAAAUCAACAAGUUUAUAUACAUAA